UAAGUAAAUAAUGUCAGUUGCGUGGCAUUUCCUGUCUUGUGGUUGACCAGCGUGAGCACUCGUGAAAACUUCAAAAGGUCAUUUGUGGUUGGACAAACAAGACAGAGGGAAAGAGAGCAAUACGUGCAUACAAUAUUGUUUUACGUCUGUCACUGACUGAGAGUAGAUCUCCAUCUCCAGCUUUCCUAAAAUCUUGAUGGAUUCUAAUCGACUACCGAUUGGCCCACAUGGAAGAAAUGCGCCCUAAAAAACUGUCUGCCCAAUCUUUUGCUUUUGUUCCAAUUCUUAAUUCUUUUCAAGUCAAUGUUGAAAGGGUUAACAGCUUACCCCAGAAUUCAACUCCCUCAAUGUCAGUCAACCUUAUUUUUCCCGUUAUCUGUAUCAUCUUGCAGCUUCCAGAGAGCACCAAUUGCCUGACGUGUUCCGAUGACGGUACAUACCUCACCCUGGGUCACUCAGGAGGCUUCUCUGUGUGGUCUGUGGGUAGUCUGAGAUGUGAGGCCGAGUGGUUGCAGGACAGGCUGGAGAUUACUUCCAUUCACAUGACCCGCACCAGUGAAACUGCCUAUUUGCUGGGCACGAUUGAUGAUAUGGGUGUUGCUAGAAUCUUUGUGUAUAACUUAGAAGGCAUUUAUCCUUUCAGUGUUAUUAACAUGCUGGACGAUAUUAACAAGAGGAGCGUUUGCUUUUACUUUGAGCUAUCUAAAGGAGGUGAACAUGGAGCUAUAAUAAUGAAGUGCAACAGCGAAAUUUGGCUUGAAAUCUAUUACUUUCCCAUACAGGACUGGCUGAGAGAGCUAAAGGAUCCCAAAAUUUCUGCAAACAUGAAAUGGUCUGCUGCUGUUCGUGUGAAUAGAGUUAAUCCAUCAACAGCAAUCACGACAGAGGUCCCCACCAUAUUGUCUCACUUCUUAGUUUUGGAUGAAACAAGCGAGCCACCCAGACAUUGCACUCCACACUUUCUUCUGUGCUGUGGCCACUCCUAUGGAAAAAAUAAAGCAAAGCCGGGAUCCCCGCUUGCCGUCUGUUUUUGGUGGAACGGAAGUUACAAUCUUCUCUACCUGCUGCUGUCCAAAACACCAAAAGCCAAACAAGAUCCAGAACCUCCACCGUUGGUGCUGUGGGCCAACGCUGCUGAAAUUGUCUGCUCCGCCGUCAGUAUGUGCACUCGUUUCAUUGCGCUCGGCCUGAGCAACGAUCUGCUGUGUGUUUGGGACAGGCUGUCUGGCUCUCCGUUGUCUAUCUCUGGAGUAUCAACAGACAGUUCCUUCCUCAGGCUGCACUUUGUGGAUUACUGGCCUGCGUACGCCGACAAUACUCCGACUUUAAUCGCAGGUGAAAUCCACCUUGUGACGCUUUGCGAGAGCGGCGCCGUUCACGUCGUAAGCAUGGGCCGGGGAACAGCAACCAGCAUUGUGCAGCUCUCUCCAAGGCCAAAAGACAGCGGUGACCUCCCGACUGUUGCUGCAUCAGUCCCCUUCCUGCAGGGCUUGUCACUGGUGGUGCGUCGAAAUGGAAAAAUGUUCCUACAAGAUGUCGUCAACAGAGCCACGGUGUCCGUCUUGAGUUUGCCCGCUAGUCAUCUGCUGGCUACCCCCUGCAAUCCCAUUUAUGCUCUGAAUGUCAAGCACCGCAUUCUCUUCAUACGAGCUGACCAGGAGCCCACUCCUGGCACUUCUUCCCUGGACGAUCCAAGUCAGAGUCGACUUCUCAUAAUGCGUUUUGAUGAGCAUGACGCCAUAAAGCCAUAUGUUGUUUCACAUCCCGAAUCUCCAUGGCAACAAAAAACAAGCUUAGUUACUGGAGAGGAAGCCUGCAACCUGUAUCUCCAACAAAGAGCUCUGUCAAUGGAUGAGAGGCAUAAAGCUAUAACGCAGACUUGGAAGCGACUGCGGUGUGCCACUACCAUGUAAAAGCAUUAAAGACUGCAAAACAUUUAGAUUUUACCCAGAGGUAACAUACAGUGACAUACAUACAUACAGUGGCAACUAGUUGUAUGGAUUUAAUUUGUUCUGUGACCAAGCUUGUAACUCAAAUCAAUUUUCCCCACUGAAAUGAAUUGAAAUGCCAUUAAUCCAUCAAUUUAUCCAACUUUUUUUCUUUUUUUUUUUUACAAAGAAACAGCACUAUAUUGUAAAAUAUAAAUAUGAAAAUAAUAAAAUUAAAUGUAAAGAAAUAUACUUGUUUUAUAAAGUGUAACUAAACCAAAAGUCUCAAGACACACCCAAACACACACACACCAUGUUGUAUUUGUUUGUUGACAUGUACCCUUAAUACGUGUGGCUUCCU
Molecule: messenger RNA, 2289 nt
Organism: Phyllopteryx taeniolatus (common seadragon)
Lineage: Eukaryota; Metazoa; Chordata; Actinopteri; Syngnathiformes; Syngnathidae
Gene: wdr93
Product: WD repeat domain 93
Exons: 14
Coding region: 228-1913 (561 amino acids)
Biological process (GO): electron transport chain
Molecular function (GO): protein binding
Source: RefSeq, a predicted model, not a curated record